Messenger RNA from Andrographis paniculata, 4449 nucleotides. RefSeq lists its product as uncharacterized. The record is from RefSeq and is a predicted model, not a curated record. Lineage: Eukaryota; Viridiplantae; Streptophyta; Magnoliopsida; Lamiales; Acanthaceae. Bases 2430 to 4349 code for a protein of 639 amino acids. The transcript has 11 exons.
AUCUUCCCUUUCACUUUGUCUGCGCUCAGUGUCCCAAUGUCACAGGCACUGCAAUGGCACACGACUAAAUCAGUCUAAUUGAAGGAGAAGUUGGCAUCCAUUCUCCAACUGAGUGAUCUGUUCCAGUACGUACCUGACAUUUCCCAAAAUAUCUCCACUGACAUUUCCUGCAUGAGCGCCGCUUGUCAAAGGUUCAAGAGGUGAAGAGAAACAUACAGAAAUGGUGUCUCCAUUCCCCAACUUGACGAUGGCCUCGAGCCUCCUGUCGGUGGUGCUAGCUGCCACUGUUAGGAUCCAUGGCGCAACAUUCUGGAUUGUUUCCAUAUCGGGCCCUUCAUUCCCUCCCGCGCACACUGUAAGUAUUCCUUUCUUAGCUGCAUGGAAUGAUCCAAUAGCUAUAGGAUCUUGAGUUAGACUUCUCGCCAUCCCUCCUAUAGAUGCUGAUAUAAUAUCCACUCCAUCAUCGAUGGCUGCAUCGAAUCCUGCUAGGAUGUUUACAUCCUCGCACCCGAUUCCCCAACACACUUUGUAACUUGCUAUACGAGCAGAUGGCACUCCACCACGUGCAGUGCCUUCUCCAAUGCCGUAUAGGCUUGCACCCUCCACAGCUAUGCCAGCUGCGGUGGAUGCUGUGUGGGUGCCGUGCCCUUCAGUGUCCACUGGGGUAGCCUCUUCCGGUGUAAUACGCUGGUUAAUAUCAAAGUAUUGUGCCCCGAUCACCUUUCUGUGAAAGGUUUUAGAGAUUUAUUAGUCGUGAAUCUGAUUCUUCUCUUAAGAGUUUUAGAUAGGAAUGGAACGUACUUGUUGCAACCUGUGAAGUUUACACCUUUUACACAAGUGCCCUUCCAUUUCCUUGGAGGAGGUCCUAACCCUUUAUCGUUGAAACUUUUGGAUUCAAUCCACACACCUUCCAUAAGACAAAUGUAGGAGUAAAUUAGAUGAUAAUCAAAUUCGGGUAGCAAGAAAAGCCACGUCGAAAAUAAUGUUCAUGUGACUGUAGGAAGAAGAAGAGCCCAAGUAGUAGGACUCUAUCAUUUCUUGGUAAUCGAUUAAACUUUGAGACUUAAUGAUAUCAAAAUGGCUCUCGGUGUAUAAUUAGGAACUAGUUGAACUUUAUUUCAAGAAUGAUUUAUUUGCAGUUGUUAGUGAAUACCUGUGUCAAGUAGACCAACUAUUAUAUUGCUCUCGAUGAGAUAAUUUCUCUUCAGUUCUUUACGCACCCCAAUGAAAUCCCACGACCUCGUCGUGAGGAGAUGCUGCACUCUAUUAGGAAAUACUGAGAUAACGCCUUCUUUUUCUGGAAAACACAAGUACACAUUUUGGUAUUUUAGUUGUGGUAGAAAUAUUUGCAAUAAAAUGCGACAAGAGUAACUGUAUAUCAACGUACUGGACAGUAACUCUGCUUCGUGAGGCAGCAGUCGGGCUGCGAACCCAUUGAAGCUUCUUCCGUAGCUAUGUAUCUUACUGUCCCUAGCUAUCUUUUCACUAAAAUUGGUAGGAGGAUGUUUUGUUAGAACACUUACGUUAUAAGAAGUGAUAUAUAAUGGUAGCUGAUUUAAUUUCAGUUAUUUUGAUAUUCGUAUGCUCGGUAUUGGUAUUGCAGUAAUGCUGUGCAUAAUAGUAUAGUAGAGGUGUGAUUUAUUUACUCUCCAAUAGUUUCAGUAAGAAGGCUGUGGUGUGCAUCCAUCAAUAUUGUUCUCUCCUCUUGCACUUCUCCCAUGUACACAAUGUAUACCUGUCACAUACAUAUAUUAUUUGUCAAAUGUGUAUCCACAUGAAUUUACCAUAUUGCAUAAAUGAUUGAAAAUCAAACUGUAAAUAAACAGAGAUAUGAUAAUAUGUACUGUAGGAUGAAAAACGUACCUGUCUUUCAUUGGCACUAGAAGCAAUAGUGAUAGUGGCUGUAUUGAGGCAUAUGCACAAGAAUGUUGCUAAGAAUGGUAGCUUCUGUGAUAACUUCAUCACUCUACUGCCCAUCUCUGUGUCUGUGUUUUACUGCAGGUGUAUAGUGUAACAUUUAUAUAUAUAUAUAUAUAUGUAUAGAUUGUGUGUGUGUGUAUUCCCGGGAAUACAGGUGAGAGAGUAUAUUGCCCAGAAUAAUGGAUGGGAUUGGCGUGACAUGUAAAGAGAUUGUCCACGAGAAGCCCUAAUUCCAUGCAUUGCCACAUUUGAAAGCUUCUUCAGUUCGUUCCCGAUCAAUAAUAGUAUACAGACAUGGCGAGCGAGUGCAGAGCAGAUGUUUUGAUGCUUUGCUCGUUCUGGAAACUUUUGCCUUUCGAUCUCUUGCUGUUCCAUGCAAAGGCUCAACCAAAUGUUUCGGGUAAACCUGUUCGUCCUGGGGAACUCGUUGUUCUGCUUCUCGGAGCAUAAAAUGAAAUGCUGGAGGAGUUGGUUCGAAGAUAUCCGCAUACGCGGAGCUUAUCGAGCUGAUGGAUCCUUCGCAACUCUCUGGGAUUGUUACGAAGCUUCUAUUAGUUUGCUUUGUGGGGCUGCUGGCUUGGGCCUUUCAGGCAGCGGUGCCGCCUCCACCAAAAAUAUGCGGCUCCAAAAACGGUCCUCCAGUUACAGCUUCGAGAAUUCGGCUCAAGGAUGGGCGACAUCUGGCCUACAAAGAAUCAGGUGUUCCCAAGGAAAAUGCAAAGCACAAAAUCGUAUUUGUUCAUGGCUUUGGUUCUUGUAGGCAUGAUGUUUCGUGCAUUACUCAAUACCUGUCCCCUGAAAUCAUUGAGAGCCGCGGACUCUACAUCGUUUCAUUCGACAGACCUGGCUAUGGAGAGAGUGAUCCGCACCCUAAACAAACAUUUAAGAGUAUUGCAUUCGACAUUGAGGAGCUUGCCGAUCAGCUGGGAUUAGGAUCGAAGUUCUACUUGAUUGGAUUCUCCAUGGGUGGAGAGAUUGCCUGGGCUUGCCUCAAUUACAUCCCUCACAGAUUAGCCGGAGCAGCAAUACUCGCGCCAGUGGUGAACUAUUGGUGGCGCGGCUUGCCUUCAAACUUGUCGGGACAAGUAUUCAAUCGGCUGACUCUACCUGACAAGUGGGCGCUUUGCAUCGCUCACUACGCCCCAUGGCUUAUCUAUUGGUGGAACACUCAAAAGCUCUUCCCUCGUCUAUAUUUAAUUGAUCAUAGCCCGAAAAUUUUCUCUCGCCAAGACAUGGAUAUUAUUCAAGAAGGCCAUUCAUUACGAGCAACUUAUCAGUCGCAAGUGAGUCAACAAGGCGAGUUCGAGUCCCUCCAUCGCGAUCUGGCGAUUGGGUUCAGCAGCAAGUGGGAGUUCGAUCCGACGGAGCUGGAGAAUCCAUUUGCGGAUAGUCGAGUGCACCUAUGGCAGGGAGACGAGGACCUUCUUUGCCCCGUCGAGCUGCAGCGCUACAUCGCCGGUCGGCUGCCGUGGAUAGAGUAUCAUGAAGGUCCUCCGGUCACCUCGACGAGAAUACAGCUUAAGGACGGCCGGUAUUUGGCCUACAGAGAAUUUGGCGUUCCGAAGGAAAUUGCAAAGCAUAAAAUCGUUUUUGUUCAUGGUUUCGAUUCGUGUAGGCAUGAUGCUUUAUGCCUAACCGAAGAACUCUGUCCGGAAAUCGCCGAAAGCCAUGGACUCUACUUCGUCUCAUUUGAUAGGCAUGGUCAUGGAGAGAGUGAUCCUAAUCCAAAAUCAUCGAUUAAAACCACGGCAUUUGAUAUUGAGGAGCUUGCUGAUCAGCUAGGAUUAGGAUCUAAAUUCUACGUCGUCGGAUUUUCCAUGGGUGGAGGGAUCGUCUGGACAUGUCUUAAGUAUAUCCCUCACAGAUUGGCUGGAGCAGCUCUACUAGCGCCGGUGGUGAAUUAUUGGUGGCCGGGAGUUCCUUCGAACCUGUCAGGAGAAGCAUACAAGGGGAUGCUUCUGCAGGACCAGUGGGCGCUUCGUGUAGCUCACUACAUGCCUUGGCUUGUCUACUGGUGGAAUACUCAAAAGCUUUUUCCUUGUUUUAGUCUUCUCGAUUUCACUCCUAAAGUUUUUUCUCGCCAUGACUUGGAGCUUAUCCCCAAACUCGUUGCGAGGAGAGAGCGCCUCCAGAUUCAGCCGCAGGUAAGGCAACAAGGCGAGUACGUCUCUGUCCACCGUGAUAUGGCAUUCGGGUUCGGCAGAUGGGAAUUCGACCCCACGGAGCUCACAAAUCCUUUCCCGGAAAAUGAAACCAGCAGAGUGCACCUAUGGCAGGGAGACGAGGAUCUCCUUGUCCCCGUCACACUGCAGCGCGAAAUUGCCCGUCGGCUGCCGUGGAUUCGGUAUCAUGAGGUACCUAGCGUUGGCCACAUGUUUCCAUGCGCCGACGGAAUGCCCGAGAAAAUCAUUCAAUCCCUAGUAGCUUGAAAACGAUCAUUUAUGCGUCGUGUGGACAAUUGGUAUGUGAUGUAUUUAUAUUAUGUUAAUACUCUCUUUAUCCGGUUAGAAAGUAUAUAUAUUUUUAUUA